This is a messenger RNA of Tripterygium wilfordii, 513 nucleotides long. RefSeq lists its product as uncharacterized. Lineage: Eukaryota; Viridiplantae; Streptophyta; Magnoliopsida; Celastrales; Celastraceae. The coding region runs from base 1 to 513 and encodes 170 amino acids. The transcript has a single exon. The record is from RefSeq and is a predicted model, not a curated record.
AUGAAGUGGUUUCAUCAGCUUCCAGAAAACUCAGUAUCGUCCUGGAAGGAGUUGGCACAGAUCUUCGUGGCUAGGCUCAUAGCAAACAACAUAGAUCCGUCAACUUUGGAUACUUUGUCUGCCUUGCAUCUGAGGAAGGGAGAGUCUCUCAGAGCCUACUCAUCAAGGUAUUCAGAUACCUAUGCAGACAUUGAAGACUGCGAUGAGAAAAUUGUCGUUGUGACCUUUCAUCUGGGGUUGCCUUGGGAUCAUAAGCUGCAAGAAAGCUUGACCAUGGCGCCACCAAGAAGUAUGGCUGCUUUGCAAGAUAUAAUAAAGCAGUAUGUCAAAUUGGAGGAAGAUAAGCAAAGAGAUCGUCAGUUCCCCAACACUCAAGAAGGAUCCCAAUGGAAAGAUAACAAAAGACCAGAGAAAAGUGGACAAGAGAAGGAAUCGUCCAAGGCUCCUAAACCCAAUUCAUACGAAGCGAUGAAGACAAUAUUUAGAGAUCCCGUAUACCGAAUCCUUCUUUAG